UUAUGCUACAGGCGCAAAUGCUACCCCAAUGCCUGCCUUACCUGCUCCUUCUUCGACGUCGAAUACUGGCUAUGCUGUUCCCACUGCCAUGUUUCCCUCCUCUUACGGUAGACAGAACUUUUGGCGCGCUAAUCAAGAGAAGUUGGACAGAUGCUAUGCAAAGACUGUAGCGGAUGAGGAAAAAGAAGCUAGGAGGAAGGAAGAAGAUGAAAAGGCCAGGAGAUUGAAGGAAGAAGAAGAAAGGAAGGAGGAAUGGAAGAAAGAGCGUGAACGGCUGGAAGCGGAGAUGACGGCUCGACUCGACAAGAGAAUGGAGGACAAGAAUAAUCUUAGGAUUAAGGAGAAAUCCAACGAUGAGAGUGCUCUUAAGGAUGAGUUGGAGAAGAUUCGUAAAGAAAACGAGAAACUGAGAAGGCUGCUGACUAAGGGAGAUGAAGGUAGCGGGGACGACGGUGUUUCGAAGAUGCAGAAGGAGAUUGCGGACUUGAGACGACAGGUACAGGCGAAGAAGGUCGUUGAGGACGAUAUUUUUGCGAUGAAGCAAGAAAUUGAGCAAUUGAGAGCGUCUGCGUUAGCGAAAGGAAGCUUUCAAGUGGAAUUGGAAAGUUUGUCUUCGGAAGUCAGUCGACUGAAGCUGCAAGGCAUUAAGGAUCGAGAGCAAGCGCAGUUGUGGAAGGGAGAGGCGUUACGACCCGGAAACAAACGAGGGAGUAUAGCGAUUGGUACCCCCGAAGCUUCUAUUCACGGUUCACCCAGGCCACGGUGGACAGACAACAUACGUGAGGCUGAUAGGUGGAAGGAGUAUGCCAAGAUGAAGGAGAUGCAUCGAGCAGCCAGUCUGGAGGCCGAGGUACUCAAAGGGAAGCGAGCGGUUGCCGAAGGGGAGGUGAUAAAACCCAAAGAACAGUUGGGUAAAACUCUUGUGGAGGAACCUGCGCCCCGUCGUGAGGGCGGGGGUACAAAUCUCAAGACAAGACUGGAGGCGGUUGCGAACCGAUCUGCGAGGAAAGGUCUCAAAGCCACCCCAAGACGUGACAUGGGUGAUGCUGCAGGAGGCUCUGGUGAAAUGAACGAUCGGUUUCUUUUCAUCGAGGCUCAGAAGAAGGAUCUAAGGAACUACAAGAAGUCGGGUUUGGAAAUAUUGUGUCGGGAAGCUGGUCUGAAAUUAAGAACGAUUGACCUUAUGAUCGGGGACAGCGGAAUACCGAGCUGACAAGGCUUUCGGCAAGAUCGGAGAGACCGCCGUGGUCAACGAGAAAUACAAGGAUCCUCUCGUGCAUGAGGUUUCGGAGGAUAUUCCCUCCCAUGAAGCAACUUCCGUGUCGGAUGAUGGAAGGUCUGUUGAGCUCUAGGCGAGAUUCCCGAACGUGACUAUCUGUGGGGUUGGACACGUUACUGCAGGAAAUUGCGAGAGAUUGGUUCUUUAGGUUCCUCUAUCGGUACGCGAAGCAGUUUUGCU
Molecule: messenger RNA, 1459 nt
Organism: Chara braunii
Lineage: Eukaryota; Viridiplantae; Streptophyta; Charophyceae; Charales; Characeae
Source: the annotation of a GenBank genome assembly